AUGAAUUAUGCAUUCGAUUGCAUCUUGGGGAUACCGUGGCUGUCACGAUAUCAGCCGACGAUAGACUGGCUAUCUCGGUCCGUCAAACGACGAAGCGGUUACGACGUAAGUGAAGUUUUCACUCAUCUGUUGGUAGCGCCAUCCGGUUGGCCUCACGUCAGGGUCGUGAACGAACUCGCCACGACUAGAAGUCAGCACAGAGAGAGCGAUGGCCCUCUGUGUCCGGUAUGUUCAGUCACACUGAUAGAACCACAACACGAGGCGGUUGAACAGAGGUUCCCGCAAACCCAGACAUCGGUCGAGCAGGGGCUCCCGAUUCACAACGAGACGGUCGAACAGAGGUUCCCGCAAACACAGACAUCGGGGCUCCCGAUUCACAACGAGGCGGUCGAACAGGGGUUCCCGCACACACGGACUUCGGUCGAGCAGGGGUUCCCGAGUUCUAGCGAGGCGGUCGAGCAGGGGCUCCCGCAUACACACACAACGGCCGAGCAGAGGCUCCCGAUUGUAACCGAGGUGGUCGAGCAGAGGCUCCCACAUACAUCUGAGGCGGUCGACGACGAGUUCCCGCCUCUUAUCGACGAGAAUGAACGGGCUGUGGACUUAAAUGUGAACGACGUGGUGGAGACAGAGCUCCCACGUCUAGCGGGGGGUACUUCAUCCUCCAGCGACAGCGACGUUCCAGCCUCGAGCAGUGGCUCAAGACGCAAGAAAGGUGCACGCCGAUCACCAAGACGACGAAAUUCUCGCUCAAGAGCCGUUGACGAUGAUACUGUAUUGACGGAAUCCGUUUAUUUUCUUCACGACCUCAAGGCCGGCGACAUCGAGCAAGUGUGCAUCAUAUCAGCCGCCGAAGCAGCUAGUGGAGAAGUUCUGGAGGCUCGCCCAAAGAGCGCUGAGCCCAAAUCAGCGCGCGAAGAACGUUUCGUGGCACAGUCUUGGGAAGCCCUUCGUGCUUCGGGCAACCCUGUCUAUGAUAUCGCGCGUGAGUAUGCCGGAAUCUUUCCGGAGAACAUCCCCGCUGAGCUUCCAGCGGAUCGUGGUGUGCGACACGAGAUCGAUCUCGUGCCAGGAUCGAAGUAUUGCGUGACGCGGCAGUGGCCGCUACCGCGUGACCAAGUCAUCGCAAUUGAUGAAUUUUUUGAGGGCCGCCGUAAGGCAGGACACGUCCGCGAAAGCAUAUCGCCACAUUCGAGUCCGACUUUCUGUGUGAAGAAAGCCACCGGCGGUUGGCGCAUCGUGCAUGCUUUUAACAAGUUGAAUGACGCCACGAUCCCGGCUCAAACACCAAUUCCUCGGAAAGACAUGGUACUGGAUACCAUGUCCGGCAGCGAGAUUUUUAGCGCCAUAGACCUGACAGACGGGUUUUACCAGAUUUUAAUGAGGGACAGUGAUAUCCCGUUCACCGCUGUCAGCACACCGAGUGGGAUGCUUUGGGAGUGGCUAGUCAUGCCACAAGGCCUUAAGAACGCUCCAGAAACGUUCAACCGGAUGGUGACACAAGUGCUUCGGCCACUACGUGAUUUCGCUCCAAGUUAUUUCGACGAUAUUUUUGUUCACAGCCGCGCUGAGCAACAACUCAGCGCUACGGAGGUCCACCUUCGGCAUUUGAAACAGGUGUUCCAAGUGAUGCGCGAGAACAAUCUGUACGCAAAUUUGAAGAAGUGCGUCUUCUGCGCUCCCGAGAUUCCAGUUCUUGGAUGCUAUGUUAGCAAGGAGGGUGUCCGUGCUAAUCCCGAGAAAGUGUCAUCGAUAUGUUCCUGGCCUACGCCCAGGAACCAAACGGAACUACGCCAAUGGCUUGGCUUGGCCAAUUACUUGCAUAAGUAUACGAAGAACUAUGCAGAACUAAUCCAGCCACUAUCGACUCUACUGAAGAAAGACGCAGUUUGGUCAUGGAAAGCUGAACAUCACUCUGCCUUCAACUCUGUGAAAAAGAGCUUGUCUGAAGCACCAGUGCUGAUGUUGUCUGAUGAUUCCAAGCCAUUUCACGUCGUCUGUGAUGCGAGUAAUUUCGCUAUUGGAUGUGCCCUCAUGCAGUUUGACGAUGAGGGCCGAGAGCGCGUCGUGAGCUUUCAGUCACGACAGAUGAAACCCGCAGAGCGGAACUAUCCGGUACAUGACAAGGAACUUUUGGCUAUGCGUUACGCGCUGAUCAAGUUCAGAGUAUAUUUGCUCGGCGAGAAGAUGUUUUCGGUCUAUACAGAUCACGCAUCAUUGCGUACCGCCGUCAAGACUCCUUACUUGUCCCAGCGUAUGGCACGUUGGUUGUCAUACUUCUCAGAGUAUAAUUUCGUGGUCUUUUACAAACCCGGCAAGAACAACAUUCUUGCUGACGCGCUUUCUCGACGUCCCGAUUAUGAUCCUCGACGUGACAUGGGUCAUCAGCCAGGCAUUGCUGAAGACGAGGACGACGACAUUUGUUUAUGCUGUGCUGAGCAGGGGCUCAAUGCAAUGAUUUCGACACCUGAGCUGUCAAUCCGGACUCAAAUCGCUGAGUCAUAUGCGAACGAUUCAUUCUACACGGGAAUCAUCAAUUAUCUUCGACACCCUAGUGAGGGUUCACUCGCGAAGUUGACGAAACCAACGCGUGACAACAUCAAGCGGUACGCGCUUGAUGGUCCGCUGCUGACUUAUACAAUGGACGUUUUCGACCCACCGCGCGUCGUCAUCCCUGCUGAUGACGACCUCCGCGCACGAUUGGUGCAUGAAUUUCAUGACACUCCAACUGGAGGUCAUUUGGGUCGCGAGAAGACGUUCGCGGCCAUCUCUCGUGUGUUUUUCUGGCCGCGUAUGUACAAAUACAUCCAGAAAUGGGUACGCUCUUGUGAAAUAUGCCAGCGUGUGAAGCCUGCGCCGUCUUCACAAGCUCCAUUGCGUCCGCUUCCGAUUGCCACGGAAGCCUGGCGUUCGGUCAGCAUGGAUUUCAUCUUUGGUCUCCCUCCGGACGAACAGAAACGCACGGGCGUAUUGGUUUUUGUGGAUCGAUUUAGCAAAAUGGUGCAUUUUGCUCCAGUCUCCGCGCACGUUACGGCGGAGACGACCGCGCAGAUCUUCAUCGAUCUCAUAUUUCGACAUCACGGCUUGCCUGAAUCAAUUGUUUCGGACCGCGACCCGCGCUUUACAUCAGCUUUUUGGGCAACGUUGUUUCAACUAUUGGGCACGCGACUGCUUAUGUCUACGGCAUUCCAUCCAGAAAAGGAUGGGUAA
Messenger RNA from Peronospora matthiolae, 3210 nucleotides. The record is from the annotation of a GenBank genome assembly. NCBI's taxonomy places the organism in Eukaryota, Oomycota, Peronosporomycetes, Peronosporales, Peronosporaceae.